AGGACAUGUGUUAAUGUUGGUUAGGACAUGUUGGUUUUCUACCCCAUGACCAAGUUCUUGGCCGAAGCUCCUCGCUUUGUUCUCGUUCUUAUUCUCUUCUCUUAUCUCUUUUCUUAUCUGUUCGCAACAAACUUCACUGUACAGCCGAGUAGAUAAUGGUUGUUGAUGUUGCACCACUCUCCUCGCUGGAAAAAGAAAAGUUUUUGAAGCGGCUCCCUUCCCAUUUCACAUUCUGUUUAACACUCGACGAUGAACGUGGAGCGCUAGAAAGACUUACUUUAAUUCUACACUCCGUUCCCCCAGCCUUCAGUGCCCCGAUGUACAAUAUGUUGGGUUACAUUUCCUACCUGAAUGAAGAGUACGAGAACGCCAUUCAGUACUUCGAUGUGUCCUCCUCUCUGGACAAGGAUAAUUUGGUGGGUAUUGCUAACCAGAUACACCUACUGAGAAGACUGGAGAAGUUCGAGGCAGCUAACAUUACACUAGAGAGUGUGAUGGCAGCUACUGCUUCACUUCCUCGCCACAGGGAGAGACAGAAAAUAGGUCGUUCAAUAGCGGACAUAGCUUGGGCUCACUCCUUCCUCGGACUGAACUGUGUAGCAGAUCGUCUCUUCUCCACCUCCCAGAUCUACGAACCUGACCACGAGUUUACUGCACUAGGAGCAGCUCUUGUUCAGUACAACUUUAGUAAACAUAUUGACAGAAUAGCAGAGCGGUACUACCUCACUGAAUCCUCGGAGAAACUCCACUCCAUCAUACAAAAGAAACCAGAAUUUAACCUUCCCAAAGUUUACCUUGCACGGUUGCUUAACCGAAGAGAUGCAAACCAGAGGGAUGGAAUGGAUCCAAAAGCUAAAAAACUUUUAAAUGAGGCAUUAAAAAGAAGUGACCCCUUUACGGAUUACAUGGUAGCUAAGGAGAAAGAGAAAUAUGACGAUUACGACGGUUCAGAGGGCUGCAUACACCUCUUCAACAGAUCUAUUAAGAAGCACCCUACUUCUUUUGCUUAUCUGCACUUAGCGCAGUCUAAGAAGUGUAAAUUAUUUAAAGGAAGGAGUCUAGACGAGAGUGCAGAAAUAGAAAAGAUAAUAAAUAAACUUGCAGAAGAACGGGAACCACCUGAGCCAGUGAAAAAGAGUGACAGUUCAAGAGGUGACAGAUACAGUAAACACGACAAAAACCCUCCAAAACCACCCACACCCCCACCGCCUCCAACAUCUGAACAGAUAAACGAAGAGAUUCUCGCUGAGUUGGCGGAGAUAACCCGUUAUCUUGAGAACGCUCUCAUCCUAAACCCUAACCAGCAGAGGUGUUUCUUGGAGCUUGCUAAUGUUAGCAUUCUGAGGAACAGUAAGGAUGCCGCCUUCGCUUACCUCAAACAGGCUGCAGAAGAUUCUAAAGACUGUUCAGUAAAAGCGCGGGCGUAUAGGAAUCUCAGUUACUUCCAUUUGAUUGACGGGGAUGUACCUCAAGCUAACACCUUCAUGGAGCAAGCGUUCAAGUACGGUAUCAGUACACUGUGUAAAUCAGAAGAGAAAGCGAAACUAGUUGGUUUCAUUUGUACUCUACUGGAGAAUCUGCUGAACACAGGCCAGGUAUCAGAAAGUAAACAGUGGGUGGAGUACCUUGUAUCUGUGGAGCAUCCUGAGGCUCCUGAGUUCAAGGCUAGGUACAAGCAACUGAAGGGAACUGGGUCCAAAGCAGGAGGGUUGAAGGUCAGCACUGCUAUCAGCAGAACGAGAAAACCACAGAGGACCACGCAGAUCACCAAAACGAGUAUUACUGGUGAUAAGAGGGGAUGAGGGAGAUCUGGAAUUAGUUUUGAUCUAUAUUUAUUCACAUAGCCAUGUGUCUACGCGUACUGCGUGAUGUAUACUGCAAGCGAGAGGGCUCUGGUUAGAGCAACCAUAUUUAGAUGCAGUGAAACUAUCGGACUGCGAGAAUGGGGACUUGCCGCCCGAUGGCAACAUAUCAUGGACAUUACAAGGCUUAUAGUCUAGAUAUGAGGAUGUUUCAAGACUGUUUUAUUCGGUUCCAGGGGUGGUGUAAACUGCUGUUUAAUUUUAACCAAUUAAUUAAAUUAAGUGAAUAAAUCUACUGAGACUGUUAAGCUAUUACAGGGCUUCCGGAUGACAGCUUUAUAAAUUAUUACGUCAUGCAUAAUGCUGAUGGAAAUGAGUUGGAAUAUUUGUAAUUCGGAAUAUUUUCAAUAUUUGAAUGGAUGCCAUGUCCAGAAAAUGGUAAUCAUUUAUUUAAUCUUUGAUAGCUUUUUUAUUA
Messenger RNA from Bolinopsis microptera, 2277 nucleotides. RefSeq lists its product as uncharacterized. Gene Ontology annotation, biological process: defense response to virus. Gene Ontology annotation, cellular component: cytosol. The transcript has 13 exons. The coding region runs from base 156 to 1802 and encodes 548 amino acids. Gene Ontology annotation, molecular function: protein binding. The record is from RefSeq and is a predicted model, not a curated record. Lineage: Eukaryota; Metazoa; Ctenophora; Tentaculata; Lobata; Bolinopsidae.